This is a messenger RNA of Henningerozyma blattae CBS 6284, 633 nucleotides long. It is a transcript of the gene SFT2, whose product is annotated as Sft2p. Gene Ontology annotation, biological process: vesicle-mediated transport. NCBI's taxonomy places the organism in Eukaryota, Fungi, Ascomycota, Saccharomycetes, Saccharomycetales, Saccharomycetaceae. The record is from RefSeq and is a predicted model, not a curated record. The coding region runs from base 1 to 633 and encodes 210 amino acids. Gene Ontology annotation, cellular component: membrane. The transcript has a single exon.
AUGUCGGACCAGGAAACGUCUUUAAGGGACUCUCUAAAUAGAUGGAAUAGUAACAGAAAUUCAAACACCCAGAGUUUUGGUAACACAGCUCGAGAAUAUUUUUCAUCAUGGAAUGCUUCAAUAAAUGAGGUAGCACAAGAUGUAUACCAGAGGUUGCCCAUGACACAACAAGAUUUAACUCAAACACAAGAACCUGACUGGUUCACACUUUCUCGAACUGAAAGGUUAAUGCUGUUUGUAUGUUUCCUUCUGGGAUCGGCAGCAUGCUUUACCCUUUGUGUAUUCCUUUUCCCAGUACUAGCCCUUAAACCAAGAAAGUUCGGUCUACUAUGGACUGUAGGGUCUCUCUUGUUUGUGCUAGCUUUUGGUGUGUUAAUGGGCCCAGUAGCAUAUUCAAGGCAUUUAACAAGCAAAGAAAGAUUACCUUUUACUGUAUUUUUUUUCGGCACAUGUAUAUUAACUAUUUAUUUUGCAGCUAUAGCUAAAAGUACUUUAUUAACUCUUCCAUGUGCUGUUUUAGAGUUAAUUGCAGUUAUAGGUUAUGCCGUAUCUUAUUUCCCAUUUGGGGGAGCAACGCUGAGGAUGUUAGGCUCAAUGGGAUUAUCCACUGCAAGAGGUGCAUUGCGUAUUUAA